ACGGGACAUUAUCGCCAUGAGUACUAUGUUUGCAGACACGAUUCUGAUCGUGUUCAUCUCUGUUUGUACAGCGCUGUUAGCCGAAGGGAUUACCUGGGUAUUGGUGUAUCGGACUGAAAAGUACAAGAGGCUAAAGGCUGAAGUGGAAAAACAAAGCAAAAAACUUGAGAAGAAAAAAGAAACUAUUACAGAAUCUGCAGGACGUCAGCAGAAGAAGAAGAUUGAAAGACAAGAAGAGAAACUGAAGAACAACAACAGAGACCUUUCUAUGGUGCGCAUGAAGUCCAUGUUUGCCAUCGGCUUUUGCUUCACAGCUCUAAUGGGCAUGUUCAAUUCCAUCUUUGAUGGAAGAGUAGUGGCCAAACUGCCCUUCGUACCACUGUCCUACAUCCAAGGACUGUCGCAUCGCAACCUCCUGGGCGAGGAUUACACUGACUGCUCAUUUAUCUUCCUCUACAUCCUCUGUACCAUGUCCAUCAGACAGAACAUUCAGAAGAUGCUUGGUCUCGCACCCUCCAGAGCUGCAACAAAACAGGCCGGAGGCUUCCUGGGACCUCCUCCCCAGGCAGCGAAGUUUUCCUAAUCGUCACGUUAAUCUGUGAUGUUCCUGCACUGCAACUAUGAGGAGUCGCAGCUGCCUCAUCCCACACCUCCCAGAUCACGCAGAGAGAACUGCUUGUGCUGGAGAAAAUGCAUUAUCUGUUCCAGCUACUGUAUCACUACUAUUUUCUGGUUGAACUCACAUUCAUUUGUUGUUUAUUUAAAUUUAACAUAAUCUCACUUAUAAAUUAGAGGAAGAAAAGUUGUUUUUAAUUAGGUUAAUUAGUAAAGGAAACAAAUGUCUGCCUUGUGUUCAGCAUGUUGUGCAUCGUACUGGGAUUUUAAUUAAUAAUUGGCACUGUAACAUCGGAUCCAUUUGUCAGUAUAAUUUUAUGUCACUGUUUCCUCAUUUCUUACAUAUGAAUGAAGUUUUAUGAUUA
Messenger RNA from Monopterus albus (swamp eel), 980 nucleotides. It is a transcript of the gene tmco1, whose product is annotated as transmembrane and coiled-coil domains 1. The record is from RefSeq and is a predicted model, not a curated record. Gene Ontology annotation, molecular function: calcium channel activity. Gene Ontology annotation, cellular component: cytoplasm; endoplasmic reticulum; endoplasmic reticulum membrane. The transcript has 7 exons. Bases 17 to 583 code for a protein of 188 amino acids. Gene Ontology annotation, biological process: endoplasmic reticulum calcium ion homeostasis. NCBI's taxonomy places the organism in Eukaryota, Metazoa, Chordata, Actinopteri, Synbranchiformes, Synbranchidae.